Penicillium daleae is the source of this 1614-nucleotide messenger RNA. It is a transcript of the gene cox10, whose product is annotated as protoheme IX farnesyltransferase. The coding region runs from base 1 to 1614 and encodes 537 amino acids. Gene Ontology annotation, molecular function: protoheme IX farnesyltransferase activity. Gene Ontology annotation, cellular component: mitochondrion; membrane. Gene Ontology annotation, biological process: heme biosynthetic process. The transcript has a single exon. The record is from RefSeq and is a predicted model, not a curated record. Lineage: Eukaryota; Fungi; Ascomycota; Eurotiomycetes; Eurotiales; Aspergillaceae.
AUGCUCCCACUACGGUCCGCCAUCUUGAGGCCAGGGCCGUCUCAGGAGGUGCUUCUUUGUUCACGAUGUCUGGUUCGAUCGCGACCACACACGCCAUCCGCGACCCGGGGCUUCUGGUCCUCUUCGCAUCGGCGAAUGGGCAUUGCAGCUAACCAGGCCAACUCCGCCUUUCACAAGACCUAUUUCUCGGCCAAUCGUCUAUAUGAUGCUACGGGUUUGAAAGGAGGAUUCAUCUCUUCAUUUGCCUCAACGAAUUCCGAUAAUGCGUCGUCUCCUCGCUCAUCAAAGACCGCCAAGGAUACAUCAGCCAACACUCCCGAUUCGUCCGAACCAGCAUCAUCCGGGCCAAUUGGUCCAGAUUCCAGUCAGAGUGAACUACCACAUCGAAGGAGGAAGCGUUUAAAGGAACAAGCAGCACAGAAUGGCUCAGCCGAGCCUGCCAUGCCACUCGAUGCCUCCGCCCAAUUGUCCAAUUUCUCGUCCUCUCUCCCCAUCACCUCCAUCCGCCGCAAGCUAGCCGCAUACCUUGCUCUUACGAAACCCCGACUAUCCUUCCUAAUCCUCCUUACUACCACAUCUGCCUAUGGCAUGUAUCCAAUCUCCUCAUUACUCGCGCUUGACCCGGCCAUGACCCCACUCCCAACCCUUUCGACCUCCACCCUCACUUUCAUAUACUUGACAGCGGGCACGUUCCUUUCAUGUUGCAGUGCAAACACAAUUAACAUGAUGCUUGAGCCCAAAUACGAUGCGUUGAUGUCGCGCACGCGCAAUCGCCCGUUGGUCCGGGGGCUGGUUUCGCGUCGUGGGGCGCUGCUAUUUGCUAUUGGCACUGCGGCGGCCGGUCUCGGAUUUUUGUACAUUGGUACUAACCCGACAACUACGGCGCUUUCUGCGGCGAACAUAAUCCUAUAUGGAUUCAUCUAUACCCCACUCAAACGGGUCAGUGUGAUCAACACUUGGGUUGGUGCUGUGGUGGGUGGUAUUCCACCCUUGAUGGGAUGGGUUGCGGCUGCAGGACAGACGGCAACGACUGGUCAUGAUACUUGGCGGGACAUGCUCUUCAGCGAGGACAGCAUCGGUGGGUGGCUAUUGGCCGGCAUUCUCUUUGCCUGGCAAUUCCCCCAUUUUAAUGCUCUGUCGCAUCUCAUCCGCGAUGAGUACAAGGCUGCUGGAUACAGGAUGCUGUGCUGGGUGAAUCCGGCUCAGAAUGCCCGUGUUGCCCUGCGCUACUCCGUGCUCAUGUUCCCCAUGUCCAUCGGCCUCUGGUGGGUCGGCGUAGUUGGGAACGGCUUCUUGGUUGGAAGUACCGUCGCCAACGGCUGGCUCGUUCGUGAGGCAUAUCGAUUCUGGCAACAUCAGGGAGCCCAGGGUUCUGCCCGAGGCCUCUUCUGGGCUAGUAUCUGGCAACUCCCUAUUCUUCUCGUGGGUGGUCUCGUCACCAAGAAGGGUCUCUGGGAUGGCGUCUGGCGCAACAUCUUUGGACAGCCAGAGGAAGAUGAGGACGAAUACUUGUAUUAUGAAGAUGGGGAAGAUGCCGAAGAUGACUCUACCCUCGUUAACGAAGAGAAGGCAUCCCCUCCAUCAAAACGGGCCAGUGUCUUGUCAACUGCAUAA